Molecule: messenger RNA, 1105 nt
Organism: Mercurialis annua (annual mercury)
Lineage: Eukaryota; Viridiplantae; Streptophyta; Magnoliopsida; Malpighiales; Euphorbiaceae
Product: probable xyloglucan endotransglucosylase/hydrolase protein 23
Exons: 3
Coding region: 65-931 (288 amino acids)
Biological process (GO): cell wall biogenesis; xyloglucan metabolic process
Cellular component (GO): apoplast; cell wall
Molecular function (GO): xyloglucan:xyloglucosyl transferase activity; hydrolase activity, hydrolyzing O-glycosyl compounds
Source: RefSeq, a predicted model, not a curated record
UCUUCAGAUACACAGCACAUAAACAUCCAUUUCUCAUCGCUCAAACACAAAAUUCAUAACAUAAAUGGCUUCUUCAACUGGAAUACUUAUGGUUCCUCUUCUUAUGGUCUCUCUGAUGGUUGCUGCUUCUGCCAGCAAUUUCUACAAUGAUUUUGAUAUUACAUGGGGAGACGGUCGAGCUAAGAUACUCAAUAAUGGAGAACUUCUUACUCUCAACCUUGACAAAGCUUCUGGUUCGGGUUUUCAAUCCCGGAAUGAGUUUCUUUUCGGGAAGAUCGAUAUGCAACUCAAGCUUGUCCCCGGCAACUCUGCUGGAACCGUCACUGCCUAUUACUUAUCAUCAAAAGGAUCGACAUGGGAUGAGAUAGACUUUGAGUUCUUGGGAAAUUUGAGCGGUGAUCCUUACAUUCUUCACACUAAUGUGUUUAGCCAAGGCAAAGGCAACAGAGAGCAGCAAUUCUACCUUUGGUUCGACCCGACUGCUGAUUUUCACACUUAUUCCAUCCUUUGGAAUCCUCAACGCAUCAUAUUCUCUGUCGAUGGGACUCCUAUCAGAGAGUUCAAGAACAUGGAGAGCAAUGGCGUGCCAUUUCCGAAGAAUCAAGCGAUGCGAAUAUACUCGAGCCUAUGGAACGCUGAUGAUUGGGCUACGAGAGGCGGACUUGUGAAGACUGAUUGGAACAAUGCUCCGUUCACUGCUUCCUACAGAAACUUCAAUGCAAAUGCUUGUGUCGUCUCAAAUGGCGCUUCUUCUUGCGGUUCGAAUUCAUCACCUUCUACUUCCAAUAACAAUGCAUGGCUUGCGGAAGAACUCGAUUCAACGAGUCAAGAGAGGCUUCAAUGGGUGAAAAAGAACUAUAUGAUCUACAAUUACUGCACAGACACCAAAAGAUUUCCUCAAGGAAUGCCUGCAGAAUGCAAUAUGUCCUAAGAGUAAUUAAAUUACACUAUCAUUCAAUUGUUUUAUUAUAUUCUUUGAUUCUUUGAGACCCAUAAGCUUUGUAUGUAACAAUUUUAUUGAUGUACCAAUUUUUAUUGUUUGUUUGAAUAGAUCAUUCAAUAAAAAUCAGAUUCAAUUCUUUUAAACAUAAAGUUAAUUUUUUCA